This is a messenger RNA of Anopheles coluzzii, 4720 nucleotides long. It is a transcript of the gene ple, whose product is annotated as tyrosine 3-monooxygenase. The record is from RefSeq and is a predicted model, not a curated record. The transcript is spliced from 9 exons. Lineage: Eukaryota; Metazoa; Arthropoda; Insecta; Diptera; Culicidae. Gene Ontology annotation, biological process: dopamine biosynthetic process from tyrosine. Bases 468 to 2192 code for a protein of 574 amino acids. Gene Ontology annotation, cellular component: perikaryon; axon; cytoplasm. Gene Ontology annotation, molecular function: tyrosine 3-monooxygenase activity; iron ion binding.
GUGGCAUGCAUUCAUUGGUUUGCUUGCGUUUUGCAAAGUGCCGAAGUUUCGGAGACAGCGAAAGCCCGUAACACAGCCCGAGUGGAAGGUCCUUGCCUUAGCAGCUCGCCGUAGUAAUUUAAUACAGUAGCGCUUGUUCGUGCGUGUGUGCAGUGCAGUUUUUUUGUUUCGAAGAGUUUCGAAAGAUCCCUGAAUCCCCUCGGUACCAGUCACGACCGUGUGUGUGUCCAGCGAUCUCUAAUCCCAGCUAUAGCGAAAUCCUACCGCCAGGAGUCGCUAUUUGGAACAUUCCCACAAAACACCGCGAAAAGCGCUAAGCAUUAAUUAGACGGCACGAACUGCCCGCUCGAAGUCGCUCCGAAACAGGAAGUAGCAGUUUCUACAAACACAAAAAAAAGGCUACAACAGCAGUCAGUUGCAAAUUUUACAAACGUUCUUAACACCAACCUUACAAAGCACCAAAUAUAAUGAUGGCCGUCGCUGCUGCCCAGAAGAACCGUGAAAUGUUCGCGAUCAAGAAAUCAUACAGCAUUGAGAACGGAUACCCAUCCCGGCGCCGUUCUCUGGUCGACGAUGCCCGCUUUGAGACGAUUGUGGUCAAGCAAACCAAACAAACCGUUCUGGACGAGGCCCGCGCAAAGGCCAACGACUCUAGCUUGGAGUGUACCAUUCUGCAGGCCCAAGAACAGCAUCAACAAGAAGACAAAAUUCCACAAGAGGUUCAACAGACAGUCGAGGAUCAGAACGAUGACGAAGAGGAAAUUCGAAUGGUCGCAGUUGAUGAGCUACCCCAGAAGCCGCAGGAACACGUUCCAAGUGCCGACGAUGAGGACAAGGAAACAGACGCUGGGCUAACGGAGGAGGAAGUUGUACUGCAGAAUGCCGCCUCGGAGUCGCCCGAAGCCGAAAAGGAGGUGGUCCGUGCCGCCGUGGUCGUACGGCUGCGCGACGGCAUGGGAUCGCUCGGACGCAUCCUCAAGGCGGUGGAGGCGUACCACGGCACCGUGGUACACCUGGAGUCGCGCCAGUCCCGCAGCGAGGGCGUCCAGUUCGACGUCCUGGUGAAGGUCGACAUGGCCCGCGCCAACCUGCUGCAGCUGAUCCGCUCCCUGCGCCAGACGCAGUCCUUCGGCAGCGUCAGCCUGCUGUCGGAGAACAACGUCAACGUGAAGGCGCCCUGGUUCCCGAAGCACGCCUCGGAGCUGGACAACUGCAACCAUCUGAUGACCAAGUACGAGCCGGACCUUGACAUGAACCAUCCCGGUUUCGCAGACCAGGUGUACCGCGCUCGUCGCAAGGAGAUUGCCGAGAUUGCAUUCGCCUACCGAUAUGGAGAUCCGAUCCCGCACAUUGACUACACCGAGACGGAAAACAAGACCUGGGCGGCCGUGUUCGGGCGCGUGAAGGAGCUGAUGGUGCAGCACGCCUGCUCGGAGUACAUUGCCGUGUUCCGCAAGCUCGAGGACGAGAAGAUCUUCGUGAAGGAGCGCCUGCCCCAGCUGCAGGAAAUGAGCGACUUCCUGCGCAAGAACACCGGAUUCACGCUCCGGCCGGCCGCCGGUCUGCUGACCGCUCGCGACUUCCUUGCCUCGCUGGCGUUCCGCAUCUUCCAGAGCACGCAGUACGUGCGACACAUCAACUCGCCCUACCACACGCCGGAACCCGAUUGCAUCCACGAGCUGCUCGGUCACAUGCCGCUGCUCGCCGACCCGAGCUUCGCCCAGUUCUCGCAAGAAAUCGGAUUAGCCUCGCUCGGUGCCUCGGAUGAGGAAAUUGAAAAGCUCUCGACGGUAUACUGGUUCACGGUUGAGUUUGGGCUGUGCAAGGAAAAGGACGAGGUGAAGGCGUACGGUGCCGGGCUGCUGUCCGCCUACGGCGAGCUGCUGCACGCCAUCAGCGACAAGCCGGAGCACCGGCCGUUCGAGCCUGCCUCGACCGCCGUGCAGCCGUACCAGGACCAGGAGUACCAGCCGAUCUACUACGUCGCGGAGAGCUUCGAGGACGCGAAGGAGAAGUUCCGCCGCUGGGUCUCGACCAUGUCCCGGCCGUUCGAGGUGCGCUUCAACCCGCACACCGAGCGGGUGGAGGUGCUCGACUCGGUCGACAAGCUGGAGACGCUCGUGUCGCAGCUCAACACGGAGGUGCUGCACCUGACCAACGCCAUCGCCAAGCUGAAGCAACCGUUCUGCUAAGGUUGCCCACGCCUUGCUGUCUACGCGCACCAACACCCUUCCGUCUCACUCCCAAAAAAACCUUAAGCAGCAGCAGCAUGUGAUCUGAUGCGUGUGCGAACGUAUGCGUGUGUAUGUGUGUGUGUGAGAGAGAGAGCGAACGAGCGAGCGAGUCGGAGCGAGUGAGAGAGAGAAGCGAGACACUUUUAAAAAGCAAAUCACAAACGGGAAGAAAAUAUGUCUUGAUCGACAAAAGGACAAUAGGCGUAUGCCUCCUCUUACAACGAUGUCCUGGUCCCAAACCCCUGGUGACGCGUCCUGGAUGACGCCCAGCAAGCGAGGAAAGGAUAAGCAUAGGAGGGGGUCACGUUAGCUCUCGCCAUCCUGCGGACUACGCUGAAAACACGAUGUAUACUAUAUCCGCUACUACCCAACAACAACUACAUCACUACUACUACUAUUACUACUACUACUACGGAGCAGUAUUCUACAAGCAAAUCGCAACCCCCACUCGCAAAAAGGGACGGUCGCUCGAUUCCCUGGGUGUGUGUGUGUGUGUGUGAGUUUUAUUUUACUACGUUUACUACACCCCAAGCGCACACUAGCACCUCCUUUUUAAACGUAUGAUCAUCAUACGAUCGAACCGAACCGACCCACAACGAUCAUCCUUAGUACCGGAGGAACAUUGUACAAAAAGCUGAGCGAUGUGACGAUGCGGCGCUUCGUAUUGUCCGGAAAAUAUGGACCACCCCAUCGCCACUAGGGUCGAGAGCGCACCCUACAGGAGUAUCCAGCUCCAACGAACAAAAACAAAAAAAAAAAACGAAAACCAACAACACCGCCACAGCUGUACAGCUUCGGUAUUCGAAGCUUGCGUGUAGCCCUCGCAAACGAAGUGAACGAAGGAAAGGAACAAUCCCCUUUUGGGAGGACCGAACGGCAGAAGUAAACGGCAAAUUUCAUCGCAAUAACAUCGCCACAAUCCCUCCCCCAAACUGUAACACCAACAGAGAAGAAAAGAUUCCUCAGACCGACGACUCGAUUCGGUAGUGUCGAGUGGUGUGCAGCUCGAGUUCGCUCGUGUUCGUGUACUGAGCGUUUCCUCGUUCCCGUCGGCUUCCUCGACGAACAAACAUAGCAAACCGGACACCGUAACGCAGAAGCGUUACGGGGGUGGUUCGCGUAGCGUAACGUUUUCAGUAUUUUUUUGCUAAAACAAAAACAAACGGCACGGACGACACACAAAACACACUGGAUGGCUGUCAGCCUGAACUUCUAGUAAGGAUGAGCAGGUGACACACCUACCCUUGUCCCACCCAUCCAACAACAGUCCGUUUCCUUCCGCCCGUUCCUUCCCCACCAAAUUACCGUUCCCUUUUUUUUCGUUAUUGCGAGCCGAUGUGCAAUUUCCCCCAUGAAGAUCGUGAGAGAGAGUAUGAUCUCUUUACCAGUUCCUUUCCCUAUAUCCCACAACCCAUACCCCAAUUCCCUAGCUCCCCAACCCAACCAAGUUAUGUGUACGUCCUGUCAAAAACGUAAGCGUAGAAAGAGUAUUGUUUUUUGAAGAGAGCAUAUUUUUUUUUAUUUAAAAGUAUUCUUAGUAUUGUAUACUAUUUAAAGUUUAGUGUUUAACGGUUAAAUUAUUCACUUGACUUGAUGCGGAGAGAUACUUUGUUUUUCGUUACAACGCAGAAUAGCAAAGAUAUGGCAGUAGCAAGGGUCAGGAGAGGGCGGGUCAGGAUCGCGACGAUGGCUUGAAUAGUUCAUUCCUGGCUGUUCUCUCACGCUCUCCCUUCUCUAUCCCGCAUGUCCCUGCGAAUGGGACACCUUCCACCCGUGGCCAUCGACAAUCGUAAAGGAAGUGACUGUCCGAUACGAUGCAACAUACCAACACAUGGCCAUGGCCACGAUGGCCGUUGGGUGGAAGCGUGGCGGGAUAGAGUUUGGCAAAACGGGGACCAAAACACAGUUGAACCAUUCCAUCCCUCCUUCCGAUCCUGUGUCGGUGCCGGAAAGUGCCGGAAAGUCCCGCUUCUUGAGUGAAUGUGGGCGAAACCGUGCCGGGUGCCGUUCCACCCUCUUUCACCCUUGGUACAAUACCUGCGGUAUGGCAACAUUCUCGGCAGCAAGUUUUUUUUUUUUUUGAGAGAGAGAGCGAGAAAGUAUUCAAGUAUCCUAAAAAAAGACAACACACUGCAACGAAAAAAUUCAUCCUCGACUGUCUGUAAUCUCAUGUUUGUUUUUUUUUAUUAAUAUAUAAAUGUGUAUUUUUUAUAACUGUGUAUAAAGCAAGCAGAAUAUGAGCAUGGGCGGAAAAUUUCUAUUUAUAUUUAUAUAUACAAAAAAACCCAACUGGACAAUUUGACAAUCUUAGCACGUGCACGUAUAAGAAAGUGAAAACAAAAACUUACAACAAAAAAAAAAGCAGAGUAAAGUGAAAGUAAUGUGGAUACAGGUAUAAAUUUUCCGUCUUCAUGAGAUCAUCUUAUAUGUAAAAGCUAUCCAGCACAAAAGUAGCGAUGCAAAAUAAAAGAAACUAAAAAAAACAA